UUCAUUGUGGCCCUAUUCCUAUUCAUCCCGAGGCAGUUCCGUGCCAGAUCAUCACUCUCGGCGAUUACCACACGGAUUACUCCUCCUCCGGCUCCAUCCAUGAUCUAAUCUAGCAAGUCACUCCACCGCCCGCCUUUGUAGUCGUCACUCUUCCCGAUCCGUCAGCCAACGCCACCGAUUGGUCAGGCGGCGGCGAUGGCGUCCCGGGACGACGGGUGGGGAGGCGGCGAAGACGGCAGCUCGCUCUUCGAGGGCAUGGUCCUCUUCGCGCCAGAGCCCACCGCCGCCGAGGACUCGGUCCCUGCCCCUGCCCCUGCCCCCGCCCCCGCCGAGGACUCGGUCCCUGUCCCCGCCGCUGUCCCUGAGCUGCCAUCCGCCGCCCGCCACGACGCCGACGCGGCCUCGUCCGUGCCACCACCGCUGGACGAGGAUCUCUUCUCCGAUCUCACCCUCUUCGCCCCGCCGCAGGAGCCGCUCUCGCUGGAGCAGACACCCCCGCCCCUGCUCCCGCAAGGCGAGGAUCGGAGCCACGCGGCACUUGCCCCCGCGCCGCUAGCCCCUACUCCGGGGCUCUCUCGGCAGCCGUCCACCUCGUCGCUGCGCAAGAAGAAGAGGGCCGUGCGCAUCGGGUACGCCCGCUCGCCGCAACCCGCGCCGCCUUCCCCUCCUGCCACGGUUCCCGCCUCCGCAGCUGCUGCUGCGAUCUCCGCUAGUACUAUAGCCUUCCUGGACGCUUCGCCGUAUCCGGCCGCUACUCGUACCCUCGACCAGCUCCCUGAUCGGCAACUCGAUGUCCAUGUCAACGGCUACGAGGCGCACGCGGAGGCGGUGGAUGUUGAUACCAAUUCACCGCAUGUGGUGGAGGCGGUGGAUGUGGAUACCAAUUCGCCGCGUGUGGAGGAGGAGGAGGCAAAGGAGGACGAUGACGGGAAAGAGGAUGAAGAUGCUGGAGUGGCAGCCUUGGGGGUCAAGGAGAGGCUAGGUCUCCUCAGAUCUCAAAUCUCGGGCAAGCUCGACUCCAUCCAGCAGAGGGCUGCUGCUGUGGCUGCCAAGAGGAGGCUUCUGGCUGGCCGGCGGAGGAAGGUGGCGGAGGAGGCGACCUCCGUGGCAUCCAGGCACAAGGAUUUGGAGAGGGAGCUGGAGGUGGCCUGCGAGGCUGAGGACUUUGAGAGGGCAGAGAGUAUCAGCGACUCCCUCGCUGCCCUCGAGAAGGAGAAGGAUGGGCUGUUGACGGCGCUGCGUGAUGCUGAGCUUGACUACGAUUCAGUGGAUUCGGAGUUGCAGGAGGUGCUUGAGUCCCGUAUUGCUGCCGAGGAGGAAGCUGCUAUCCUUCUGGAGCAAUUUGCAAAGGAUGCAAAUGAACAUGCUAUUUCAGAGAGCAAACAAGCACAAGAAUUAUCGUCGAAAGAAAUAGAAGGGUGGCAAACAUCAAUGGAGUUACUAGAAACAAAGAAGUUGGAAAUGGAGGUUGAAACACAGUUGGUUUUAGAAGCACGUUCUGGGUUGGAAGGGUCAAUAGAGCAUUUGGUUGAAGAAGACAAACUAGAGGAAGGUACACUUAGUAUAAAAGGAGAAGUCCUCACCAAGGAGUUAGCUGACCUUCUAGAGUUGGUGAGGUUGAAAGAAGCAGAGAUAGCUGAGAACAAUGCCCGGAUCCAUGAAGUUCAAGAAAGAAUAAGUGCAGUGGUCUCCAGAUUCCAUGGCUCUCAGUCAGAUGUUGAUUUGAAGCUCAAUUCCUUGAAGGAAGCCCAAUGUAAACUGGAUCUAGAGACUGAAGCACUUGUGUUGAAAAAAAAUGAAAUUGAUAAUUUCAUUUCUUUAACAGAGCAAAAAGAUUCAGAGUUGAGGGAAAUUAUUGGUGCUUGUUUCUCUGAAGCAAAAACUUGCCAACAAUCAGUUGAAAUAAGAAGAAAGCUUGCAUCAUCGAUUUUGAAGUCAAGAGAGGAUAGAAUUGGGUUGCUAAAAAUGGAGGAGGAAAUUUUGCAAGACAUUCAAAUGCUUAGGCAAAAAAUUACAGAUGCAAGAACUACUCUUCAGGAGGUAUCUUCAAGGAGAACAAGUAUACAACAAGAAAUGGAUUCAUUUAAGCAGAAAUUGAGCUUCAUUGACAAAAGGGGCCCUGAACUAGAGGCUGAAAAGAAAGUUGCGGCUGCUGCAAGAAACUUUAAGGAAGCAGGAAGGAUAGCUGCAGAGGCAAAAGCUCUUAAUUCCGAAAAGAACGAACUGCGUGGCAAGUUGGAGAAAGCUGCUACUGAUCUAGAGUUAAUAGAAAAGGACAUUGCAGCAACUACAGACAAGAUACAAGAAUGCGAAGGGCUUGUUGUACUGAAAGAAAAGGACUCAGCAUUGACAAGUUACAAAAGACUGCGGUUGGAUUGUGCUGCUGCCAGAGCAGAACUGACUGCUGCAACUGAAAUACAUGAUAAUGAAGAAGUUGAGAUACUACGCAAAGAAGCUGAAACUGCCGAUUCUAAAGCAAUGGAGCUCAAAACAUGCUAUGACCUUCAGGUGGAGGACAAUGACUUCAUGUUUCAGCCUGUAGUUCCUAUAGCAUUCAUAACAAAUUCAACAGGACAGCACUUGGUAGAAAUUGCUUCUUCAUUUGGCCUAUCUCCUCAGAAGUGACAUUGGACAGUGGAUUUGCACACUACCAGGUCUGCCCGUUGCACUGUGAUCCAAGUUGUACCUGUCAUAUUGAGGGGAAGAGCUGUGCUAGUGUGAAACUUUCUCCUUCCAGGAUAUCCUCCUCAACGACCUCUCUUUAAAUCCCAGCAUUUGGAAUCUACUCCAAACUAGAGUAGGAAGGAAGCAUAGGGAUGAUCAAAUGUACAACAUACAUUUUGCAUGCUCUGUAGGAAUUUAGCUUCCCUAUGCAUUUUUUGUGUACAUUAAGACUGUAAUUCUUUUGUUGUGCCAGUUUUGAUUCAAUUGCAGUGACAUGCCAUCAUGGACCAGUAUGUAGACAGAUUUUUGUUUCGAGAAAAAGGAUGUAACCAGAAUAAAAUGUCCAGGAAUGGAACUCCUUU
Molecule: messenger RNA, 3026 nt
Organism: Zea mays
Lineage: Eukaryota; Viridiplantae; Streptophyta; Magnoliopsida; Poales; Poaceae
Exons: 3
Coding region: 196-2625 (809 amino acids)
Molecular function (GO): protein binding
Source: RefSeq, marked validated